Molecule: messenger RNA, 6179 nt
Organism: Aspergillus alliaceus
Lineage: Eukaryota; Fungi; Ascomycota; Eurotiomycetes; Eurotiales; Aspergillaceae
Product: ECM29 family proteasome component
Exons: 4
Coding region: 261-5861 (1866 amino acids)
Biological process (GO): proteasome assembly
Cellular component (GO): nucleus; cytoplasm
Molecular function (GO): molecular adaptor activity
Source: RefSeq, a predicted model, not a curated record
CGGCACCUGACCUGUGGUACUCCUUACCCCGAAUACGUUAGUUAUGUACUUGUACUAUGACUAAUCCAAUGGCUCAGUUCCCGAUCAGGAAAGGAGCUUAAUGCUGGCCUCAGGACCGUAACUGACGUGAGUGUCUCUGCCUGGGACAGGCGUGUGGGGUACAGUGCAUAAAGAACCUCAACCAACACUACUGCUCAAACGACUUUUUGUGUCAAUGCUCGGGGUCGGUUAUCUUUAUCCAGAUAUAAAUUGUUUCCGCUAUGGCUUCACAGACUACGCCAGCAAGUUCCGAGGCGCGCGAGCUGAGUUUAAUCUCCAACGUCGAGUUCAGAAUCGCGUUGGCGGAUACAGACGAGAAACUUGAUGCUUUACUCAAUAAAUAUUUGGCACCUUUAUUGCUGAAAUUGGGCUCUGAGAGCCUUGCGGUCCGCAAUAAAGUGAUUGCAGUGUGCCAGCAUAUCAAUAACAGAGUGCAAGCUCCGUCUAUUAAUCUUCCAGUAGCAGCUUUGCUGAAGCAAUUCAAGGAGCAAAAGUCCCAGCUCAUUAGGCACUUUGAUUUAAUUUAUAUUCAACAAGGCAUUGAUCGUUUGGGUGUCCAUGCAAGAAUCGAAGUUUUACUUCCAUUGCUUCAAGGGAUCUCCGAGAUUGGAACAUCGACCGACCAAGCAGCUGUUGUGUUUAACCUUGUCCUACGACUUCUACCUUUAUUAAAGCUUCCCCCUAAGGAUAGCACGGAAGAUGUGCGACUAAAAUCUCGGCUAGGCCUCUCUGACCAAGACACCAAGUUCUUGUCUUCAUGGUUCGAAAAAUUGCUGAUUCUCUUCCCCGCGGAUAAAAAUGCGACUGCUUGUCCAGGAGUAUCACCAGCAGAUUAUCUAUUCCUCAACAAGGGUGCGCCUGUACUCGAAACAUGGAACCCUUCCUCAAAGGGGGGGUUGAAUCUCAUCGAGACCAAAGCCACCGCUUUAAGAUUUCUUAGUAGCGGGGCUUUCACAGACUCGGAGCGUUUUUUCCCUGCUCUGGUGGCAUCUGCAGACCCAAAUUCCCGUCUGGCUGACCUUGGGGAGGAAAUCUUAAAACGCUUUAUGCCAGCUCUUGAAGAUACAGAUGUUGUACAGCGACUGUAUAGCUUAUACUUCGGCUCCGUGGCCUCGGAAGGCGCUACCCCGGCACGACCUGCGCUACAGAUCAAGAUCCUAGUUUACUUAGGAAAGUCAAUCAGAGCUACGAUGGAAACGGCUAAUGUACUUCGUCUGAUUGAAGAGGGUCUUCUAUCAGACGCUGCAAGGUCCUCACAAGGAUUGCAGGCGUCGAAAUUGCGAACUCAGAUUUUCAAUUUUACUACAUGGGUGGUUCGCAUGGGGUCUCCCUCAGAUCUUAAACAAAUGGCGCCAAAGAUUAUCGCGGGCCUACGAGACUUUAUCCACUCCCAAGGAUGGCCCAAUCCAGGGACUAGUGGGCAGAGGCUGCCGGCAACAGAUCUAAGCUUACGAGGACUUGCUUACGAGAGUAUCGGUAUGCUGGCGCCCAAGGUUGAUUUCCAAACACAAGGCGACCAGGAAAUACCCUCGGGCUUUGAGCUCAUCAGAUGGCUAUUCAUAUCAUUAAGCUCUGACGAUUCUAGCACUCAAAUUUUUGUGAGCAUUGAACAGGCACUGGGAAGCAUUCUUAACUCCUCUGUGGAUAGCUGGGACAAGAGGUUUCAAGAAAAUUUGCGGUCUCUUUUACUUCGCCAGAUGAGCAACCAUCCUGGGGAAGAGGACUCUUUCACGCGAUUCAAGAUCGUUCGCCGAACCCAGUAUGCUGCUGUACGUUUCUCUAAUAGGUUCUUGCCAUACAGCGAUGUUGUAGCUCGCUGGAUCAAUCUCAUGGCUGUGGCAUGCGGCUCGGAGAGACAUCAGGAAGUUGUAGAAGAAGGCAAGAAAGGGUUGCAUCCUUACUGGUAUCGACUACUGAAUCCUACUAAAGACAAAAAAUGGUUUAUAUCUGUGACAGAUGAGUCGCGCUCUUCGUGGUUCAGAUUUCCGGGUUUCUCAGAGGCAACGCAUUUUCUUCUCGGUUCGACUGCUUCCACAACUGUGCCAGGUCUUUCUGCAGCAGAGAUAUUGUCAGGUCCCUAUAAAGACGCAUUCGACUACACCAUCACUUUUCUUCGCGACAUUUUACUAUGGGAAUCACUCUCGGAGGCGGGUAUGUGCACGGAAAUAGAGCAAGACUGGGAUGUCAAACUGAAUAUACUCCUUACAUCUGACGAACAAGCGCGGUGCGCCGUGAAACACUACAUCAAAAGAUCCGACAAAGAAGCUGUGCUAAUGUUUCUGACAAGUGCUUUGUCCGGUCUUAGUAGCGGGUCCCGAAAAGACUUACGGCAGUGCGGAGAGAAUUUCAUUGGUAUUUGCUCCUUGGCUUCGAAUGACAUAGUUGGAGUUAUGGUAUCGGAGGUUGUCGCUGUGAAAAACGCCCUUCAGACCAACGAUCAAGAACUUCAGACCGUGGCCGCACGCGCACUUGGAAUUUUGGCCUCUCAUCCUGCACUUCCAGAAAUCGAUCUAAGUAAUCUUCUUUCGGAGCUCUCAAGUCUCAUAGGGCCUUGGAAUUCUGCAAUUGGCGAAGCCGUGCUUAAGAUCCGGGGCGCAAUCCUUGCGCUCUCAUAUAUCCUGAGUCGACUAGCUUUCCGCGGCGCUAUACACAAAGUUCCGCGGACAACAACCAGCCAGUUCAUUGGCACAGUCUUUGACAUAACUGAGAAUGCACGUGAAAAGUUGCUUCGACGGUCCGCACAAGUAGCCAUCGGGCAGCUAAGUCUCUCUGGGGUUCUCUCGUCGACGAUGUUUCCAAGCGAUAAAUGGGUGAUAAUCAAGGAUAGGUUGAGACCAGAUGCAAAGGCUGAGAGUGAAGCAGCGAUCACAGCAAUGGGGCUCUUAUCAUUGUCGUUCUCAAAGAUUGACCACAAAGACCCGCAGUUCAAUAACCUAUUGAAUUCCUUGUAUGAUCUGCAUGAAAUCCGUAGUCCAGAAGCCCACUUUACUGUCGGCGAGGCAUUGAGCAGUGCUGCAGCGGGAUGGGCCUCCAAAUCUCUAGCCUCGGAAUUUGACGUUGACGAAAAUUUCCCAGGGUUAGAAGUCCCGGACACUGUGCUCGCCGACAUAUGCGAAAAAAUUAUAUCCGAUUGCGGAGCAUCAAAGCCUUCUUUAAGGAAAGCGUCCUCCAUUUGGUUACUGUGUCUAGUGAGGAACUGCGGCCACCUACAACAAAUCCAGAUCCGCCUACGUAAAUGCCAAAGGACAUUCACAAACUUGCUUGCGGAUCGAGAUGAGGUGGUGCAGGAAACCGGGGCUCAGGGUCUAAGUCUUGUGUACGAUAUUGGUGAUCCAAUCCUGAAGGAUGACUUGGUGCGCGACCUGGUGGACUCCUUCACAGCAACUGGCUCGAAUCUUAGGGGUGGCAAGGUCGAUGAGAGCACCGAACUCUUUGAGCCAGGUGCUCUACCAACUGGAGGUGGAUCAUCAGUCAACACUUAUAAAGAUAUUAUGAACCUAGCUUCCGAAGCUGGUGACCCCACGCUUGUGUACCGUUUUAUGUCACUCGCUUCGAAUAAUGCCCUUUGGACCAAUCGUGCAGCAUUCAGCAAAUUAGGCAUUAGUACCAUAUUCUCCGACUCUGGGGUCAAUGGUUACCUGGCCAAGAAUCCCAAAAUCUACCCGAAAUUGUUUCGCUACCGGUUUGAUCCGAACCCAAAUGUGCAGCGGUCCAUGAACACAAUUUGGCAGGCGUUAGUAAAGGAUCCUACUGGAAUCAUCAAUACUCAUUUUGAUGAGAUUAUGGAUGAUCUGCUGAAAAGCAUGAUGGCCGGUCGGGAGUGGCGAGUUCGACAGGCAAGUUGUGCUGCUAUCUCGGACUUAAUCCAAGGGCGCCAGCCAGAGAAAUACUCCAAAUAUAUGGAGGAAAUUUUUACGAAAACUUUCAAACUUGUGGAUGAUAUCAAGGAGACCGUCCGAGCAGCAGCCUUAAAGCUUUGCCAGACAAUAAUUAACGCAGCGAUUCGCACCUUGGAAACAAGUGAUGGUGAGACAGAACGAGCAGGUAUGAUGCUAGCAAGCACUAUUCCAUUUUUGCUGAGCGACAAGGGUAUGGAAUCAGGCGUCCAAGAGGUUCAAGGAUUCGCUAUUGGAGCUUUGAUCCAAAUGAUCAAGAAAAGUCCGGGUGCGCCAUUGCGCCCAUUCGUUCCCCGCGUGGUGGAGCAGUUCUUGAACUCUCUUAGUUCGCUAGAGCCACAAGCAGUCAAUUAUGUCCAUCUCAAUGCAGAUAAGUAUGGAUUGACGGGGCAAGAAAUCGAUAAAAUGAGGCUAUCUAGUAUACGCACAUCGCCCAUGAUGGAAGUUAUUGAGCGGUACUUGAUAAAUAUACUUGACGAAACCAGCAUGAAGGAAAUGGCUGUGAAGCUGACAGGUGUGCUCCGCUCUGCAGUUGGGCUACCUACCAAAGUGGGCUGUAGUCGUGUACUGGUUCUACUGAGCAUGCGAAUAGUCCUGUUUCGUCCUUACGCGGAUCAUUUUAUCCAGCUUCUUGGGAAAUACGUCGUGGACCGCAAUGAAACAGUCAGUGCGUCUUAUUGUACAUCUAUAGGCUACCUCAUGCGGUUAGCCUCAGAUGACCGAGUCCUGAAAAUGAUUGAGCACGCGAAAUCUCUGUAUCUGACGGCAGAAGAUGCCAAACAGCGACUCAUCGCAGCGGAAAUCCUUCAUUCAACAUCCAAGUUGUCUAAUGACCGUUUCAUAACAUUUGCUGCUACUGCUCUGCCUUUCAUAUUCAUUUCAAAAUAUGAUACUGACGAAUACGUCCGAGAAUCAUUCGAGAAGACCUGGCAAGACAAUGUGGGCGGUAACCGUGCAGUAUCGCUAUAUAUCAAAGAAAUCACCAGCCUUGCCUCUGAUAAUCUAGAUUCUCCUCGUUGGGCCAUCAAGCAUACUGCAGCAUUGGGAUUCGCAAAUGGGAUCAUGGCACUAGAGUCCGAAAUCGAUCUUGCUACUAGCGAGUAUCUAUGGCCUGUUCUGGAAAAGGCCUUAAGUGGAAAAACAUGGGAUGGAAAAGAAGUUGUGGUGAAAGCUUUUAUGAAAUUCGCCAGCCAAGCAAAAAGACUUUGGCUGGAGAAGCCUCAAGCUAGUGACACAAUGAAGGCCAUAGCAAUCAGAGAAGCCAAACGGAUAAACCCAGCAUAUCGUCCGCAUGCCAUCACUGCUUUUGGCGGGAUCGCUCAAGUGCGCAAAGAUCUCACUUUAAUGUCAGAUGCCGUUAACAUUGUGUCCCGAGCGCUAAGCGCCCUUGACGAAGAGGACGACCAAAUGGAGAUUGACUCUGGCAGUGGUUAUAAGAAUAAGCAAUCCAUGGAGGAUACCUUGGUUGCUUGUGUCAAAUGCCUCUUGCAAUGUAUCAAUCUAACAACCGAUGCGUCAGCCCAAGUCAUCAAUGAUUAUGUGUCAGAGAUAAAGCGGCUUAUACUCAAAAUUCUGAGUCGUGGGGGCAGGAACGUGCAGCUUACGCUGUACGAGGAACUCCGCAUGUUCUUCAGUAGGGUAGCAACAUGGGCUUCAGCGUCACAUAGCGAGGAUAAGCUGCGUGAAAUCCAGAAGCCUUUGACGAGUCUGGCAGGGGAAAUGUUUUCUCGCGAGAUAGAUGGGUCUGCUGAAGCAAUCAGAAGAGAACGUGCGCAGGCGGCGGCUUCAUAUAUCGCGCUUUGCAAACAAACCGGACUUGAGAUCAGUGAGGACCUGUCCAGGUUGUUUAAGACAUGGAGGGAAGGCGAAAGGUCCGGGCCGGUGCAGCAAAUCCUAGAUCAAGCACUGGCAAAACUCAUACAAUAAAGCCUGAGCUAUGAAUACGAAUUAGGGUCUUAGGGUUCAGAACAUCCGAAAGGGCAACAACAUCAACAGCUGGUAGCAUCAACCUAUCAGAGUAGGCUCAAAAGUGGCCGCUACAUAGUAGUGCCUAAAAUACCAGGAACGCGUAAAUUCCAUAGCGCAUUGAUGUAGUUCGAGGAGUCCGUUUCCGAUCAAGAUUAGUUGGACGCCUGUACGAGUAAUUGGCUUGGCUACGAGCUGUAGUACAUAGAACGGUAGAGCCUGCCAGUCAAUCGUACUACUGAGAAGGUAGUUAUCGUGUUUCCCCCCCCCCCUUUUUUU